Molecule: messenger RNA, 475 nt
Organism: Sitodiplosis mosellana (orange wheat blossom midge)
Lineage: Eukaryota; Metazoa; Arthropoda; Insecta; Diptera; Cecidomyiidae
Gene: Lamtor4
Product: ragulator complex protein LAMTOR4 homolog
Exons: 2
Coding region: 55-420 (121 amino acids)
Biological process (GO): positive regulation of TOR signaling; cellular response to amino acid stimulus
Cellular component (GO): lysosome; Ragulator complex
Molecular function (GO): guanyl-nucleotide exchange factor activity
Source: RefSeq, a predicted model, not a curated record
UAAACAUUGUGAUACUGUUAAUUCGUAAAGUGUUUUUCUAUACUAAAAAAAAAAAUGGUUUCUUUUGCAAAAAUUCCCGAUUUAGUUGGAUAUUUGGUCCUGACCGAGUAUGGAGCGGUUCUGGAAAGUGACGGUGACCUGAAAAAUGAUGAGAAUUGUGCGAAUAUCGUGACGUCUAUCAUUAAUUUGGCUGAUAGUGCUGAUGAAAACACAUUACCAAAAAGUGAUUGCCACCGAAUAUCAAUAGUCUUUGAAAAUCACAGCUACACAAUUUGCCUGUCAAACAAAAAGAUUUAUGUGGCCAAACGUGCGGUUCGAGGAGUAAACAGUCAACAAUCGUCGCCACCCACUGCUAUUGGAUUCCAACCCGAAAACAAAGGCCCGAAUUUGGACUCAACAACACAACAGUCAUCGGCAUAAUAACAUUAACUUUUCCAUCGAAAAAAUAAAAGCCAUAUAUUUUUUAUUAGCGUUA